AUGGACAACAACAUGUCAUUACCAAGCCAUAUCCUUCAAAUCCAGGGUUUUGAAUUCUCACAGACAUUCAUGUAUCCAAUUUUUUUCUCCUUGCUGUUUGUUUAUCUCUCCCUCCUUGUGUCUAACAUUGGUGUCCUGGUAGUCAUCAUCAAAGAAAGAAGCUUGCACCAACCAAUGUACAUCCUCUUCUGUAACCUGUCUGUAAAUGAUCUGAUUGGCAACACUGUCUUGUUGCCUCGCCUCAUGGCUGACAUUGUUUCAACUGAGAGGUUUAUCACGUACAGCCAAUGUGUUACUCAGGCCUUUUUCAGUCACACGUUUGGAUCAGCCUCACAUAUGAUACUGAUCAUUAUGGCCUUUGACAGGUAUGUGGCCAUAUGUUACCCGUUAAGGUACAUGUCCAUAAUGACAACCAAAACUGUAGUUACGCUGUCUGUGUCUGCUUGGGGGGCUUCCCUUGUGUUAGUGUCUGUCCUACUGGGUCUCACCAUAAGGCUUUCCCGCUGCAGUUCAAUCAUUCAGAAUGCUUAUUGUGACAAUGCAUCAUUGUUCAAGCUAUCCUGUGAGAACGUUUCAAUCAACAACAUCUAUGGACUCUUUUUCACUGUGCUGCUCUUCACUUCAUCAAUGGGAAGCAUCGCUGUCACUUAUAUCAGGAUUGCUGUGAUUUGCUGGACCAAGAAAAGCAAAGAGCUGAACAACAGAGCGUUGCAGACCUGUGCAAGCCACCUGGUACUGUAUCUCAUUAUGCUGUGGAGUGGGUUUCUAACCAUCAUACUGCAUCGCUUUCCAAACUAUCCAUAUUUGAGAAAACUGGCUUCUGUUCUAUUUCAUGUCGUCCCUGCUCAUUUUAAUCCAAUUAUCUACGGCUUGCAAACAAAGUCAUUGAGGCAGAAAAUUAUACAAAUACUCUGUCGGAAAGUUACACACUCAUAAUACAGAUAUUACUUUGUAAAUCAAAUCGACAGGCUUGAUUAUUCUGGUCCUAAAACAGCCAAAAUAAAAGGGUUUGUAUUUCAACACAUACCAGACUUAAAAGCUGUGUUCAAGGUACUUUUCUAACAUAUUCAUCAUCUCUAGCACCAGCCCAACAUCAACAUACAGUAUGUGAAAAUGGAGCAUUUCUAUGUGUUGUAGUCAAAAAGAUAGAGGAACAUAAGUGUUUCUGAUGACAUCAUCUCCUGUGUAUCUUGUGAUUUGAACCAAUUAUGUGCAGGCAAUGAGCAGAAAUAGUUGUGGCAGCAAUUGCAAUAUUUCCCUCUAAAGGUUAUGUUUUGCCAUUUUCACAUUUUGAUGUUGGGAUGGUGAUGGAGAUGAUGAAUAUGAAGUUUAAAUAAUUGGUUUCAUUAUCCUUUAAUGGUUAUGUUCUGUCAGAUAUUAGGAGGUAUGAAUGAGGGAACCGUAAAGGUGAUGAUGAGCAUACGUUGUUAAUCAGGCUUUCCUGUCUGUGCUUCGUCGUUACCUUGUUGCCAGUCAAAAUGGCAUCUCAAUUGAGACCUCUAGUGUCUGUUAGCUGAAAACGCAGAGGGACGUUGCAGGGAUGCUCAAAUCCAAGCCUGAAGGUCUGCAAAUCCAAUUCUGAAGGUCUGCAAAUCCAAUUCUGAAGGUCUGCAAAUCCAAGCCUGAAGGUCUGGUUUUCAGGUGAAUUGAGUGUUUGUCACUGAUGGCCAGAAAUUCCACUCACCUGUAACGGAUUCACUCUAUAGAGCCAACCUGGAACAGAGAUACUGAUAAAGAGCUUCCAUUUUUAGCCGGCCUCCGCCCUGUCCUGAACCUUAGACACUGUCACUUAUUGGCUACCAACAGG
This is a messenger RNA of Oncorhynchus tshawytscha (Chinook salmon), 1807 nucleotides long. Its product is annotated as olfactory receptor 52E4-like. The record is from RefSeq and is a predicted model, not a curated record. Bases 1 to 936 code for a protein of 311 amino acids. Gene Ontology annotation, biological process: G protein-coupled receptor signaling pathway. Gene Ontology annotation, cellular component: membrane. Gene Ontology annotation, molecular function: G protein-coupled receptor activity; olfactory receptor activity. NCBI's taxonomy places the organism in Eukaryota, Metazoa, Chordata, Actinopteri, Salmoniformes, Salmonidae. The transcript has a single exon.